Molecule: messenger RNA, 882 nt
Organism: Paracoccidioides brasiliensis Pb18
Exons: 6
Coding region: 1-882 (293 amino acids)
Source: RefSeq, a predicted model, not a curated record
AUGCACGCUGCUUCUUUCCCGGCAAUCCGAAACACCAACAACUAUCCUGCCCAAGCUUCAACUGAACUGGAACGACAGAUAAUCAACUCGCCAAACGCGACUGCGAUGACAGAGUUUUCUGUCCAAGUUCUUUGGCGGAGUCUUGAUCUUGCGUUGAGAGCAACUGUGCGACGACAAGCUGUAAUGAGGUUCUGUCAGUCCAACGAAGAGCUACCUUUGAGGGAUGAACAGGAUGGGGGAAAUGAUGCAAAAUUGCAGAUGUUCUUGUGUACCUUGGGACUGAAAUGGAGAUGCGUGUGCACCCCUGGAGCUACUAAGGAGAACUGCAUUUGGCAACAUCACCGUGCUCGUCAGACAGAACGUAUAGAUCGAAGUCCGUUGUCACGGUGCUGCAUGCAAGUAGCCAUUUUACAGAAGUAUCGUACAAUGCUUAUGUUCGGUAAGCCAAGUCCCUACCCAUACGCUGCGGGAAGGCUUUUUUCGGGUUACUACCCCAUGACUACAUCCUCCCAUCCCCCUUCCGGCUUCCAAAUUUCCAAACCCCGCCCCCGCCUCCGCCCCCGCCUCCGCCCCCUUUCCCUCCUUCUAGUUUGUCACUCACCUGUACCCAUAAUCGCCAUGAGACUCUCGUUAGACAACAUCCUCAUCGCCAUCCUCUCAUAUAACUACACAGCACUAGCAAUGCCACUUAAAAGCCAUACUCCAAAUGCGGACAAUAUUUCUGUCCUGGCAUCGGGGGAACAGAGUGUUCAGCAACGUGGAGCCUCGGAUACGCGCUCUGCAAUCUCAAAUAUCCGAACGUGGGUUCUGGGCGGAGUUUUUGCAGGCGAUGCGUUGAGACGAAUUGCGAGAUGGAGGGAUGUGAUAAAAUAUGAGGGAUGA